Messenger RNA from Daphnia magna, 1868 nucleotides. It is a transcript of the gene Tmlh, whose product is annotated as trimethyllysine dioxygenase, mitochondrial. The transcript is spliced from 7 exons. NCBI's taxonomy places the organism in Eukaryota, Metazoa, Arthropoda, Branchiopoda, Diplostraca, Daphniidae. The coding region runs from base 461 to 1744 and encodes 427 amino acids. Gene Ontology annotation, cellular component: mitochondrion. Gene Ontology annotation, biological process: carnitine biosynthetic process. Gene Ontology annotation, molecular function: trimethyllysine dioxygenase activity; iron ion binding. The record is from RefSeq and is a predicted model, not a curated record.
UAGCAUGGACUAGUUUUAGGCGCACACGGUUGUCUGCUGCAUCCGUAAACGUGCAGGAAUUUGAAACUAUAAACAAAAAGCAAGUUGGUUAAAGUCAAAGGUUUUUUGGGGAUCUGAAGGUGAAGUUUCCGAAAGAUAAAGUUUCCACCAUCGUUGAUCUUGAUAGCCUACGUGAAAAUCCAAGGGUUUAUGAGGUGCAUAGUAGCAGAUGCAUAAUGGAAAUGUAUACUUUCGGAUAAAGAACCGCGAGUACGUCAUGUUUAUCAUGUUCUUUGCACCCGAUCACAGGUGAAUCGCCUCUGAUAACUUACUGGCGUACUUCGACAAACGGAUUAUCCAAAGCUUUAAAAAUAAAACUUCCACAGGACAAAAGUGUCUCAGUGAACUCCAUCCACUUGUAAUAGAACAACAGUGCAGAAAUCAGCUACUGAAAAGCUGAGUUAUACUCAGUUUUUUUGCCAUGGGCAUCUUGAAAUUCAAAAGCCAUUUAUCCAAAUUGCCUUCAUUACUGUUUAGGAACAAUAAUCUGCAUACAAGCAAAACCUUCUUAAAGUUUAACCUCUUAAGUGCUAACUAUUGUUCUGGAAACCCUCUUCAAUUACAAGUUUGGAAGAUGUACGAAGUACGACAUACAUUUAAAAAAAUAAAGCCUAUAAAUGUGCAUUUAUCCAACGCUAGUCAAACAUUGAAGCUUCAUCCGACCUGGCUUCGAGAUCAUUGUAGAUGCCCAGAUUGCUAUAAUGCGGUCACCUAUCAACGGAAAAACGAUAUCCUAAAGUUGAAUGAACAUAGUACUAUAUCAGCUCAUUCACAAAGCGAUGGUCUCUUGCAUGUUUUAUGGUCGGAUGGGCACAAAUCAAUAUAUUCCAUCCCGUGGCUUAUAAGCAAUACUUAUGAAGGGAGGUGCCGAACACAAGAGGAAGAGGCAAAUCGACUGAUUACGUGGGAUGGCUCAAUGGGGAACUUACCGAGUUUAGAGCCCAUUCUGUACCAUAACGCAAUGCACGACGAUAAUACCCUCAGUGAAAUUUAUCGCCGGGUCAUCCAGUAUGGCUUCGUUCAAAUAGAGCAAGUACCCUCGACGGAAAUCGACACCAAGAUGAUAAUCGAGCGUGUCUGUCGCAUGUCCCGUACGGUCUUCGGAAAAUUUUGGGAAACAGGCACCAAUUUCGACCAUAUGGACACUGGUUAUUUGAACGGCUAUUUAGAAGCGCAUACGGACAACACUUAUUUUACUGAAGCGCAAGGGUUUUUGGUUUUUCAUUGUACCCAUUUCAAUGGAAAGGGUGGGGAGUCAUUUUUGGUAGACGGAUUUCACGUGGCGAAACAAUUAAAGCAGCUCGAUCCCAUUGCAUACGACUACCUAUCUAAGGCAAAUAUAACAGCAGAGUACAUAGAGCCAGGUGAGCAUUUUUCUUCGGGAGGUGCCAUUCUCCGCCAUGAUCCAGUGAGCCAUCAGCUUGAACAGAUACGAUUCAACAUGCUGGACCGGGCACCUUUAACAAGUGUGCCGCAAUCGGAAGUCGGUACCUUUUAUCGUCACCUAAGAACCCUGGCAAUGCUAGUGAGGCAAAAAGAAAAUGAAUAUUGGUUUCGUCUCUCACCAGGAACAGUGAUGGUCAUUGAUAAUUGGCGACUACUUCAUGGACGAAAUAGUUAUGAGGGCAAAAGAGUUUUAAGGGGCUGUUAUUAUUCACGAUCGGACUUCAUGAGUAAGGCGAGACACUAUGGGAUAAUUUUGUGAAAAAAUAUUGUCGCUUUAGCUCUUCAUACGGUGCACAAAAUUUCGAGGGAUAAUUUCAAUAUUACCUUUUUCUUAAAUAUAUUAAGUCCUUAAUAAUGUGAAUAAAAGAUAUACAAAAUGUAAA